Messenger RNA from Racocetra fulgida, 675 nucleotides. The record is from the annotation of a GenBank genome assembly. Lineage: Eukaryota; Fungi; Glomeromycota; Glomeromycetes; Diversisporales; Gigasporaceae.
AUGAUUACACUAACCCAGAUAACUACACUAACUCAGAUGACCAUACUAACCCAGAUGAUCCCACUAACUCAUAUGAUCCUGCUAACCCAGAUGACCUCACUAACCUGAAUGACCCUGCUAAUCCAGAUGCCACUGCUAAUUUGGAUGCUACUGCUAACCUGGAUGUCACUGCUAACCCGAAUGCCACUGCUAACCUGGAUGCUACUGCUAACCCAAAUACUACUGCUAACCCAGAUGCUACUGCUAACCCGGAUGCCACUACUAACCUGGCUGAUGCCUCUGCUAACCAGGAUAACUUCGCUAACCAGGAUGCCUCUGCUAACCAGGAUGCCCCCGAUAAUGAUAAUCUGGAUAACCCCAAUAAUGACAAUCUGGAUAAUCCUGAUAGUGAUAAUCCGGAUAACCCCGAUAGUCAUAAUCCAGAGGAUAUCUCUGAUGAUGACUAUGAAGCUAUCACUAGACCCACAUGUCAAUUGGCUGUCUUUAAUAAAUUUAAUAAUAUUAAAGGUAUGCCAAAAAAGGUUGUUGAUGAAAAAAGUAAAUCAAAAGAGGUUGUUGAUAAAAAAGAUAAAUCAAAAGAGGUUGUUGAUGAAAAAAGUAAAUCAAAAGAGGUUAUUAAUGAAAAAGAUAAUUCAAAAGAUGUUGUUAAUGAAAAAGAUAAUUCAAAGAAAGUAG